Aspergillus ochraceoroseus IBT 24754 is the source of this 1632-nucleotide messenger RNA. RefSeq lists its product as uncharacterized. The transcript has a single exon. The record is from RefSeq and is a predicted model, not a curated record. Lineage: Eukaryota; Fungi; Ascomycota; Eurotiomycetes; Eurotiales; Aspergillaceae. Gene Ontology annotation, cellular component: cytoplasm. Gene Ontology annotation, molecular function: calcium ion binding; calcium-dependent phospholipid binding. Bases 430 to 1599 code for a protein of 389 amino acids.
CCUCCCCCAGCCUCACUCCAUCUGUCUCUCUCGCCCUCUCGUCUCGCCUCCCUUUCCAUCCGCCUGCCCUCGUCCAAUAAUAAUAGAUAGGAUCCAUCAUGUCUUAUCCUCCCAACAACUACUCCCAAUACCCCCAAGCCCCUCCUCCCCAGGGCUACUACUCCUCUCAGCCCUAUCCUCCGGCAUCCUAUCCGGCAGCUGCUUAUCCCCCGCAUACAGGAGCCAGUCCGCCACCAUCAGCAGGAGGAGCACCCGGGUAUCUUCCCCAGCAUCAAUCACCGCCACAGCAAUUUCAACAACAGCCCCAACAGCCCCCGUACCAACAACCUCCGUACGCUCCGCCUCAGAACCAGCAUUACCCCCCGCCGCAACAAUACCAACACCACCACCACCAGCAGCAGCAGCAGCAACCAUACCAGCAGGCGCCUUAUGGCCAACCGCAAUGGGGUACCCCCCCCCCCUCCCGGCCAGUACGGUGCUCCUCCUCCCCGUCCCCACAGCGGUCAAUAUCUUCCGCAAGGCCAAUACCCUCCUGCGGCUCAAGGCCAGGGACACUAUCCCCCGCAACCUAGUGCCUACGGUGCGCCUCCCGGAUCCGGAUAUGGGCAUGCGCCGGCAGCCCCCGUUCCCAUGCCACCAUCGUUAGGGUACGACCCGGACCAGCGCGCGCCCGGUGACGCCAGCAAGGAAGCCGAUGCGCUCCGGAACGCCAUGAAGGGCUGGGGCACGGACGAAGCGGCGCUGAUCAACGUGCUGGCGAAGCCCGACCCGCUCCAGAUGGCACUCAUCCGGCACACGUACACGGAGCGGAUCGGGCGGAACCUGGAGAAGGACAUCCGCUCCGAGACCUCGGGGGAUCUGGAAACGACUCUGGUGUCGCUGGCAACGGGGCCGCUGGGCCAGGAUAUCGCGUACCUGCGUGAUGCGCUGUCGGGGAUCGGGACGGACGAGGUGGCCAUCACCGACGUGCUGCUUGGGCGGUCGAAUGCGGACGUACGCGCGAUCAAGUACGCCUAUGUGGGCAAGUAUUCCAAGGCGCUGGUGGACGACAUCAGGAGUGAUUUGUCCGGCAAGACGGAGAAGUUCUUCGUGAUGUUGUUGAAUGCGGUGCGGCCGGAGCGCGCCACUUACUUUGACCAGGCUUCGGUGGAUCACGAUGUGCGCGAGCUGCAUCUCGCGACGCAGGCGAAGACCGGCACGGAUGAGGUCGGGGUGUCGGCGGUGUUUUUGGGCGCGUCGGACGCAAAGCUCGUGGCCAUUUCGCAGGCCUUUGAGGCCAAAUAUCACACGUCGCUGGAGAACGUUGUCAGGAAGGAGUUUACUGGGCAUCUGGAAAAGGCGCUGCUCACGCUGCUGAAGCGCGCGCAGGACCCCUUCAAGUUUGAUGUCGACACGAUGCUGUCGGUCGUUCCUAUCGACAAAUCUCCAGACAUGAAGCGGCUGAUUUACUGGGUCGUGCGACUGCAUUGGAACCCUCCGUACCUGCUGCAGAUCAAGAAUGCGUUGACCCAGCGUACCGGCAGUGAUUUUGGACGGAGGCUCCGGGCUGCGAUUCCCCCUGGCGAUGUGCAGAAUGCCGUAAUGAAGGUGUGGACUUAGCCUUUUUUUUUUUUUUUUUUUUUUUUUUUUUUU